UUUGGAGUUUCUUCGGACUGGCCAAGAAUUAUCAUCCCAGAGACCAAAAAGUAGCAGAAGAAACAGUAGUGUGACUCAGAAAAAUGGCUGUUGGGACAGGGAGGAGGAGGGGGAAGAAGAGUAAAGUACAUUUCACCAAGCUCUACAACUUCACAUGCUGUCGGUCUUCGUUGAAGGAUGAGCAUAGUCAAAUUGGGCAGAGAGGUUUCUCAAGAAGUGUGCACUGUAAUGAUCCAGACAACCUUGAACAGCUUCAGCUGAGGUACAGGGAUAAUUAUGUUUCGACCACCAAGUACACAGCUCUGAAUUUCAUACCCAAGUCAUUGUUUGAGCAAUUUAGGAGAGUGGCCAAUAUAUACUUUCUUGUAGUGGCUUGUGUUUCUUUUAGUCCCUUGGCCCCAUUUGGUGCUACUAGUAUUCUUGCUCCUCUUUUGGUGGUGAUUGGAGCAACCAUGGCCAAGGAGGGUGUGGAAGAUUGGAGGCGUAGGAAACAGGAUAUUGAGGCAAAUAAUAGGAAGGUUCAAGUGUAUGGUAGAAACCAAACUUUUGAAGAAACCAGGUGGAAGAAUUUACGAGUUGGUGAUCUUGUUAAGGUCUACAAGGAUGAAUAUUUUCCUGCUGAUCUUUUUCUUGUCUCAUCAAGCUAUGAAGAUGGGAUUUGUUAUGUUGAGACAUCAAAUCUUGAUGGAGAAACCAAUCUGAAGGUGAAGCAUGCCUUAGAUGUCACAGCCUCCAUCCAUGAUGAGAGUUCAUUUCAGAAUUUCAAAGCAGUGAUCAAGUGUGAAGACCCAAAUGAUGAUCUUUAUGCAUUUGUUGGAACUUUGUGCCAUGGUCGCCAGUAUCCCCUUUCUGUGCAACAAAUUCUUUUGAGAGAUUCUAAACUCCAAAAUACUGAUUAUAUCUAUGGUGUGGUGAUUUUUACGGGUCAUGACACAAAAGUUAUGCAAAAUACUACAGACCCUCCUUCCAAGAGGAGUAAGAUUGAGAGGAAAAUGGACAAGAUAAUCUACAUCCUUUUCAGUACCUUGAUUGUGAUGUCUUCUGUUGGUUCUGUAUUUUUUGGGAUUGAGACCAAAAAUGAUAUCCAUGAUGGAAAAUUAACAAGGUGGUAUCUAGGACCAGGCAAUGCAACUGUGUUUUAUGAUCCCAGAAGAGCUUCACUUGCUGCAUUUUUUCAUUUCUUGACAGAUCUUAUGCUGUAUCAAUAUUUGAUCCCAAUAUCGUUGUAUGUGUCUAUUGAAGUUGUAAAAGUUCUGCAGACCAUAUUUAUUAAUCAAGAUCAGGAUAUGUAUUUUGAGGAAACAGAUAAGCCAGCUCGUGCACGGACAUCUAAUUUGAAUGAGGAACUUGGUCAAGUUGAUACCAUCCUUUCUGACAAAACAGGUACUUUGACAUGUAACUCCAUGGAGUUUGUUAAGUGUUCUAUAGCAGGCAUUGCCUAUGGUCGUGGCUUGACGGAAGUAGAGAGGGCUUUAGCAAAGAAAAAAGGGGGAGGGCCUCCUGAAGUUGGUGAUACUUCCUUAGAUGCAGAAGGGUCUAAUGCUGAGCUUGUGGACACAAGCAGAUCAAUUAAAGGCUUUAACUUCCAAGAUGAACGGAUUAUGAAUGGUCAAUGGGUUAAGCAAACUCAUUCCAAUGUUAUACAGAAAUUCUUCAGAGUCCUAGCUCUCUGUCAUACUGCCAUUCCUGAUGUCAAUCAGGAAACAGGUGAAAUUUCUUAUGAAGCUGAAUCCCCAGAUGAAGCCGCCUUUGUAAUUGCUGCUAGGGAACUUGGUUUUGAAUUCUAUGAAAGAACUCAAACAAGUAUCUCACUGCAUGAACUGGACCGUGAAAGCGGGAAAUCAGUUGACAGAUCCUACAAGCUUCUUCAUGUCUUAGAGUUCAGUAGUGCCAGGAAAAGAAUGUCAGUUAUUGUGAGAAAUCCUGAGAACCAGCUGUUGCUCCUUUGCAAGGGCGCUGACAGUGUGAUAUAUGAAAGGCUCUCUAAAGAAGCUCAGUCUUUUAAAGAUGCCACAUUAACUCAUGUAAAAAUGUAUGCUGAGGCUGGUUUGAGGACUUUAAUAAUUGCAUAUCGUGAGCUUAGUGAAGAAGAGUUCAUGUCAUGGGAAGAGGAGUUUCUGAAGGCACAGACUUCAGUGACUGCAGACCGUGAUGCAUUGGUGGAUGCUGUUGCUGAUAAAAUUGAAAGAGACUUAAUUCUCCUUGGUGCAACAGCUGUUGAGGACAAACUUCAAAAAGGGGUUCCUGAAUGCAUUGAGAAACUUGCAAAUGCUGGCAUAAGGAUUUGGGUCUUAACUGGUGAUAAGAUGGAGACAGCAAUCAAUAUUGGGUAUGCAUGUAGCUUAUUGAGGCAGGGCAUGAAACAGAUUAUGAUUACGCUAGAUUCUCCUGCUGUAAAUGAUAUGGAAAACAAGGGCGACAAAGAAGCUAUUGCAAAGGCUUCAAUUUCAAGCAUAACUAAGCAAAUAAAAGAAGGAUUAUCAGAACUCAGCUCAGCUAAAGAAAGUUCUGUUUCAUUUGCUUUGAUAAUCGAUGGAAAGUCACUUGCCUUUGCCCUCGAUAAGAAUCUGGAGAACUCAUUUUUAGAGCUUGCAAUGAAGUGUGCAUCUGUCAUAUGCUGUCGCUCCACCCCGAAGCAAAAGGCUCUUGUAACAAGGUUGGUCAAAAAGGGGAAAAAUAGAACGACAUUAGCAAUUGGAGAUGGUGCAAAUGAUGUAGGCAUGCUUCAAGAAGCUGAUAUUGGUGUUGGUAUUAGCGGGGUUGAAGGCAUGCAGGCUGUGAUGUCAAGCGAUGUUGCAAUUGCUCAAUUUCGCUUUCUUGAGCGGCUAUUGCUGGUUCAUGGCCACUGGUGCUACAGGAGGAUAUCAAUGAUGAUAUGCUAUUUCUUCUAUAAGAACAUCACAUUUGGUUUCACCUUAUUUUGGUUCGAGGCAUAUGCUUCUUUCUCUGGAAAACCUGCAUACAACGACUGGUAUAUGUCAUUGUAUAACGUAUUCUUCACUUCACUUCCUGUCAUAGCUCUGGGAGUCUUUGAUCAAGAUGUCUCAGCACGGUUUUGUCUCAAGUAUCCUUUGCUAUACCAAGAAGGAGUGCAGAAUAUUCUCUUUAGUUGGCAACACAUCCUUGGCUGGAUGUUCAACGGGUUUAUGUGCUCAAUGAUCAUCUUCUUUCUUGCAACAAAUUGUAUCAAGGAGCAGUCUUUCCGCAAGGAUGGUAAAGUUGUUGAUUAUGAAAUCCUGGGAGUGCUAAUGUACACUUGUGUCGUUUGGACUGUUAAUUGCCAAAUGGCGUUAUCUAUCAAUUACUUCACUUGGAUGCAACAUUUCUUCAUCUGGGGCAGUAUUGCUCUAUGGUACUUGUUCUUGGUAAUCUAUGGUACUAUAUCUCCUAUACUAUCCACGACUGCAUACCGGGUUUUAGUGGAAACCUGUGCUCCGAGCCCAUUCUACUGGAUGGCAAGCCUGCUUAUUGUGGUAUCUGCUCUCUUACCAUAUUUUUCAUACAAAGCUUUCCAGAUUAGAUUUCAUCCCAUGUACCAUGAAAUUAUUCAAAGAAGACGACUGGAAGGAUUAGAAACAUAAGAGCCCCAUGAAAUUCCUGUGCCAAGUUGGGGGCAAAGAAAAGCAUCUAAAUGAGGGAUCAGGAAACCACCUGUGAAGGCUAUAAGGGCAAUGAUAGUAGCCUAGUACUUGGUUAUUUAGCUUCUGUAUAGGGUGACAUUUUGCCCAUAUGCUUUGUAGGUUGCAAGUUGGCUAGCAAACCUGAGCUUGGGAUCCCUGAAGAACAUGCUAUUCCUUUUAAACUUCAGCAGUUCAGGGUAACAUUGCCAGUGUUGUUAUUUGUAGCCUAUAGUUGCCCAAGUCUUGCCUUCCCGCCCCAAACCCCCCACUAGACGAGUUUGCCACAGAAUGAUAAACAAUCCAAGAUUCAUAUAAAUUUGAUAUGAAUCCACUGUAAAUUCUUCUUUGAAGUUUAACUUUUUUUUUUGGGGUUAAUUUUCUGGCUUGGAAGAAGAUUCUUCCAUUUGCUGUGUCUAAUGCUUGUGA
Messenger RNA from Coffea eugenioides, 4046 nucleotides. Its product is annotated as probable phospholipid-transporting ATPase 8. Gene Ontology annotation, cellular component: plasma membrane. The transcript is spliced from 11 exons. Gene Ontology annotation, molecular function: magnesium ion binding; ATP binding; ATPase-coupled intramembrane lipid carrier activity. Gene Ontology annotation, biological process: phospholipid translocation. The record is from RefSeq and is a predicted model, not a curated record. Lineage: Eukaryota; Viridiplantae; Streptophyta; Magnoliopsida; Gentianales; Rubiaceae. The coding region runs from base 84 to 3581 and encodes 1165 amino acids.